Messenger RNA from Phytophthora nicotianae INRA-310, 1617 nucleotides. RefSeq lists its product as hypothetical. The transcript has a single exon. Bases 87 to 1442 code for a protein of 451 amino acids. Lineage: Eukaryota; Oomycota; Peronosporomycetes; Peronosporales; Peronosporaceae. The record is from RefSeq and is a predicted model, not a curated record.
GAUUCGUCUAAAUUAAUAGAUCGAAGAGACGCACAGAUCCGUGGUGAUGUCCAUCAGUCGCCUUCACGCCUACUGCGCAGACAACCAUGAAGUCACCUGCCUUGCUGCUAGUUCUAGCCCUGAGCUUCGUCUUCUCCAACGGUGAAGAAGAAACCACAACUACCACCACCACAGUUUCCCCCGAAUCCCCAUGGGGCCGCAUCUACCUGCGCAACGGGUUGGCCCCCAUCCAGUACUUCCGCGACGAUUUUGGUGGUCCCAUGGCACCUCACGAGGUCUCGUUCUACUUCCCGAAGCUCAGCGAAAACCGCUUCGGCUGCGAGCUACUUCCUGAGCCAGAAUUGCUGGAAGUUGAAGCCUCCAACCGCUCUGCAGUGCUGGUUGUAGAUCGCGGGGAGUGCACGUUCGAGCGCAAAGCGCUGCUAGCCGAUCAAAUGGGUGCUGCUGCUCUCUUAGUGGUGAGCCCCACCGACGACGUCAGUGCCCCCGUAGCGGCACUGAAGAACGACGAUGAAAUCUCUAUCGCGUCCGUUAUGAUCCGACGCACGGGUGGCGAUAUGCUGCGUAUUGCAGCAGAGCAGAUGGCCAUCUACGGUCGUCUUAUCCCCAUGACCUGCGAGCGCAAACCGUACACGUGCAAGCCUCGGUAUGAGAUCGAGGAAGACUACAUGGAGACGGCAAUAGCACGCGGUGGCUCGGUCUUGUCUGUUGACGAGGAGGGAGACGAUGGAACCCGCUUAGGCAGCUUCCUAGCAGCGACCUAUGGUAGUAUACUACCCACAAAGACGUCGUUCCCUUUGGCUGCUCCACUCGAUGGAAGCCAAGCAUGCACAGACGCCACGGAGGAUAUCGCAACCCACUCGGAGUUUGCAGGGAAAGCGGUGAUAACACCAGCAGGCCAAGCAGGAAGGUGCUCCGAGUUUGAGAAGGUGUCGAAUGCUCAACGUCGUGGAGCGAACAUCGUGAUACUCAUGCAUCAAGACAACGCAACGUUGAUGACUCAACCUGGUGUUCAAGUGAGUUGGCACGCGUAUAACAUCACAAUUCCAGUCCUCGCCGUCUCCAGCACCACCGGCAAUAGGCUAUCGAGUCUCAAAGACACACAGGGCGAUGCUGCACGUCUCCGCUUUGCAGUAAGCAAUGGUAUCGCCGACGCAUGGGAGUUGCUUGAAAAGUACUCAACCCGUUCGGCCUGGCCAAAGCGAGUGAAACGAUGCAGCAAAACUCUUGCCCAGCUCCUCUAUCAGAUACGUGGAUUUGGAGGAGAUAACGAAGUAGAGGAAGCACUCAAGAACCUAUUUCUCAAUGUUGUUGGCGGGAGCUUGCACGACUGGGACAAAGUCGCUCAUCCCGACGAAAAUGUCCAAGAAGAUGAAGACAGCAGUACCAGAGACACGGUCGUCCAUACAGUGAAGAAAUCAGAGACCCGUGACGAGCUCUAGACACGACUUCAUUCACUUAGUUAGCUUUUGGUAGCUCAAAACCCAGCUAGCUAACUAAUAAUGCGUCUUGAUGACAUUCCUACAGUCCGAUCCAGUAGGACCGUCCAUUGGGAUUGUGAAUCGGGACGUGGCAUUUGCCAUCACCCGAAGACGCAGACCAUUCGUACCAUACGCG